AUGUCCAACGCAAUCAAACCCUUCCCCCCUCUUCUACGUUUGGUGACAAAUAACACAGAGAUUAUGGAAGAGAAGCAGAACGAGCAGUCUCCAAUGGCAGACACCAAGCGCGAAGACGCCGAGCCAACGUUUGAGCAUGCAGAGGCGGUGACAUCCAAUGAGCUUCCGCUGUGGCAGGCGCUCAGGAAAUGGCGUCGCGUGACCAUAUACUGCAUUGGGCUGACCUCGGCCAUCCUCAUGUAUGGCUAUGACUAUGUCAUUGUCGGCACCACUUCUUCGAUGCCCAGCUUCCAGGAGGACUUUGGUGAGAAGUACAACGGGAAAUGGAUCCUGCCGUCUCUCUGGCUAGGCCUCUGGAACUUUGCGAGUCCCGGAGCGUCGAUGAUCGGUGCAGUCAUCGGCGGCUCCUUUCAGGACUGGGUGGGCCGCCGUUCGUCACUCGCUGUCGGGUCCUUUCUAUCGGCCAUUGGCGUCGCCAUUCUGUUCGUGUCAAACAAGUCCGACGACAUCCACGUCAGGCGCGUCAUAUUCUUGGUUGGCAAAGCAUUCCAAGGCGGCGCGAUCGGCAUAGUUAUGGCAACUACGCAAACCUACAUGUCUGAGGUCCUCCCUCCCGUGCUCCGAGGUUCCAUCCUUGCCUUCUUCUCGGUCUUCACUCUCUUGGGUCAGCUCAUCGGUGCGGGCGUAAUCUAUGCCUGCCUUGGUAUCAGCGACGGCUACACUAUCUGUUUUGCUACGCAGUGGCCCCUGUCCGUGGUUCCCUUUGUUGUCGCGCUCAUCAUACCUGAGAGUCCGACAUAUCUCAUCCGCAAAGGGCGACUUGUCGAAGCUCUCAAGGCCCAGCGCCGGCUAGAUUCUCCGGGCAUGGACAGCGAGAAGAAUGUCGAGUUGAUUCGGCGGAAUAUCGAAAGCGAACGGGAACGCACACGGGCGACUUAUCGGGACUGCUUCCAGGGAACAAACCUCCGAAGGACCCUGAUCGUGAUCUUUGCGAAUCUCUUACCCAACAUAUUUGGCCUGACACUGCUGGCGAAGGCGAGCUACUUUGCACAAGUGGUAGGCAUGCGAGCAAAUCUGAGUCUAAUGAUCCUUGUGAUCGGGAUCUUCUGUGGAUUCUUGGCCAACCUGGCCAGCAUAUGGAUCCUGUCCAGAGUCGGCCGUCGCCCUCUGAUUAUAGUUACGCUGUCCAUCCUGUCUCUAUUAUGGCUCUCUAUGGGCAUCUCGGGUUUCUGGUCUGGACAGCCUACUGUGUGGUACACUGCCAUAGUCUUGAUUUUCAUCAUCAUGGUGGCCGGUCUGGGCGUUUGGCCGUGCUCCUACGCGAUUAGCGGCGAAACAUCCUCGUUGGAACUCCGUGCCAAGACGCAAGGCAUUGGGUGGCUCGUUGCAGGCGCCGCUACCUCUCUCUUUGGAUUCGUGCUACCGUACAUCUUCAACACGGACCAGGGCAACCUCGGCGCCAAGACCGGUUUCGUUUACACGGGUCUGUGCACAAUCGGGCUUGUUGUCUCGUUCUUCUACAUACCGGAAAUGAAGGGCAGAGCAAUAUCGGAGAUUGAUCAGAUGUUCGAGGAACGGAUUGACGCAAGGCAGUUCAAGUCUUGGAGGUCGCCUACUACUUGA
Messenger RNA from Thyridium curvatum, 1623 nucleotides. RefSeq lists its product as uncharacterized. The transcript is spliced from 3 exons. The coding region runs from base 1 to 1623 and encodes 540 amino acids. Gene Ontology annotation, molecular function: carbohydrate:proton symporter activity. Gene Ontology annotation, biological process: transmembrane transport; carbohydrate transport. The record is from RefSeq and is a predicted model, not a curated record. Gene Ontology annotation, cellular component: membrane. NCBI's taxonomy places the organism in Eukaryota, Fungi, Ascomycota, Sordariomycetes, Thyridiales, Thyridiaceae.